Molecule: messenger RNA, 2259 nt
Organism: Thrips palmi
Lineage: Eukaryota; Metazoa; Arthropoda; Insecta; Thysanoptera; Thripidae
Exons: 7
Coding region: 1-2259 (752 amino acids)
Cellular component (GO): nucleus
Molecular function (GO): DNA binding
Source: RefSeq, a predicted model, not a curated record
AUGGUAGCUGUGGCCAUCACGACCAUGGACAAUUACGAUCUGACACAACUUAAAAAUGAUGCCACCGUGCCGAGGCCCCGUGGCGUGCCUGUCAAUGUGUGCACUUCUGGUAGUAAUAGUACCGUAUCUGCCGAGGUAGAGGUGGCCGCCGCUGUUACUGGAGAUCCUCGUUUACGCAUGAUCCCUUGUGUCGAGCUUGUGGACAUCCUGGAGGAGGACUGGGAUUACAUCAUGGCCCCAGCCAAGAAAUACAGGACAUUUGAUCCUGAUUCACUUGAACGAGCUCUGAAUGCAGUAAAGAACUGUGGCAUUUCCAUUCGAGCGGCAUCCAAGACCUACAAAGUACCUUACAUCACACUAAAUAGGCACGUUAAUGGACUCUCUCAAAGCCUCAAGCCUGGAAGACCACCUAAACUGGUACAGUAUGAAGCUGAAUUGCAUGAUGCUGUUGUUACUAUGGUAGACAUGGGCCAUGGUGCUACAGUUUCCGAUAUCAUGGAGUUGGCCGUUGAAACUGUGGACAAAGCUGGCCGUUCCCCUUUCAAAUCUAAAGAUGACCGCCCCAGCAGGCGUUGGUAUAGAGGAUUUAAGAAGCGCAACAAUUUGUCACUGCGUCAGCCAGAAAACAUGUCAGCCAACAGAUUUCGAAUGGCCACACCUGAGGUUAAAAAAGAUUUUUUUGACAAACUUGAAGCUAUGUAUAAAAAGCUAAUACCACUUGGACUUCAACCGUCUCAGAUCUACAAUACGGAUGAAACUGGAGUCUGCGUUGUCACAAAACCAGGCAAAGUCCUAGCUGUCAAAGGUUCAAAAAAUGUUCGAGAAAGAACUGGUGGUGAAAGAGGAGAAAAUGUCACAGCAGUGGUGACGGUGAAUGCUACUGGUUCUCAUAUCCUCCCUCCAACUUUAAUUUUUCGAGGCCAAAGUUUGAAUAUGGACUUGACUGAAGGUGCCCCAGAGGGCACUGUAUUUGCUUAUUCCAAAAGAAGUUUCAUUGACUCGGAAUUAUUUGUGGAAUGGUUUAAGAGAUUCAUUGCAGCAAUUCCACCUGCCAGGCCAGUACUGCUUCUGAUGGAUGGCCAUGGAAGUCACAUCCAGCUGGAAAUUAUUGAAAUGGCUCGCAGCAAUGACAUUAACAUUUUGCUAUUUCCUCCUCACACAACAAAUUUUUAUCAGCCUCUUGAUGUUGGUGUUUUUAAAUCCUUCAAGUCUGCAUUUUCUUCAGAAUCUUCAAAGCUGAUGAGAAAAAACAAAAUAAAGAAUAUUAAUAGAUACCAUAUUGCUCAAGUUUUGAACUCAGCCUGGGUUAAGGGUAUAACUCCGGCAAAUAUCCAAGGAGGUUUUAGAGGGUCUGGAGUGUGGCCACUCAAUGCUGAUGCUGUAACUCUACCUGGCACAGAAAUUAAUCCAGAACCAGAAAGUAUUCAGUCCCCCAAUGCUGACACAGUUCCAGCUCAAGCUCAAACCCCAGGUUCUCAAGAUCAAGGGUUGAGACCAAGGGUACGCAACUUACUUUCCAAGUUCUCUAAGGAUGUAAUGGCGGUGAUGGAUGAGGCAGAAACACAGCACAACAGGCCUGGUGCAGGUGGCACCGUUGCCCGAGGAGAUGCUACUGCUCAACGUGCAGCCGUGGAUGCAGGAAAUGCCACUGUUUCCUCCGACUCACUGGUUGAUGGAGCCCACACUGGUACGUCGUCCAACCUUCAAUCAGUCGGUGGUUCUACACCGUCGCCUGUCGUUAGCGCUGUCCGUUCCCUCCUGAUGCCUGCGAAUGAUGCUUGCGACCGCCCCAGGUCUCGGUGUAUCACUCAGACUAGAGUGAUAACAAGUGAUGAGUUUUUCAAAGAGAUGCAGGAGAAAGAAGCCGCAAAGAAGAAGAAGGAGGAUGAGAAGAAGGCUAAGGCUGCUGCGCGAGAAGAAGCAAGGAAAAGAAAAGCAGCCGCUAAGAAGAAGGUAGAUAGAAACAAGAAAUCAAAGAAGCAAAAGCAUGUAGCUGAAUCUGAAGACGAGGCAGAGGCCAUAGAUGACCCAAGCGAAGAAGAAAAAAAUAAGAGUGAUAGUGAUGAAGAUGAAGACAAUGAAAAAUGUGGAGUGUGUGAGAAAAGUUUCCAGCAAGACUUUAACGGGGAACAAUGGAUCCAGUGCUCUGGCAAGGAUUGCAACACCUGGUUCCACAUGAAGUGCGUUAAAGUUGCCAAGUAUAUUGCAACAUUCCGUUGUGAGUGGUGUACUCCUGUAGGUCACUUGAAAAAGAAGUGA